Medioppia subpectinata is the source of this 427-nucleotide messenger RNA. Lineage: Eukaryota; Metazoa; Arthropoda; Arachnida; Sarcoptiformes; Oppiidae. The record is from the annotation of a GenBank genome assembly.
AUUUACAUUCAAACAAAUUCUCACGAAAAAAAUAAAACUAUAACUUAAUUAAAUAUUUAAAACCAUGUUUAAACUAUCGCUGGCUAUUGUAUUGGUGAUCGCCUAUCAGUGCGAAUGCGAGUUUGAUUACAGCCAGUACUGGCCGGGAGGCAAAACAACCGGCGCUCCCAUUGUGCUGGAGUGUGGGGUCGGACUCAUACCAAUCAACGGCGAUAAUAACGGCACACGCGAUGCGGCGCCGGGAGAGGUGGCCUUCCAGGUGUCCCUCCAGAAGAAGGUCAGUGGAAAGUGGGCGCACGCAUGCGGUGGUGUUGUGGCCACCAAUGGCUUUGUCUUGACCACAGCCAGCUGUGUCGGCGGAUCAAACACCGAGGCGUUCACGCGCUCAGAGGCCGGUAACGUGAACCUAACGAAAGGCGGGUGGACU